This is a messenger RNA of Myripristis murdjan (pinecone soldierfish), 1504 nucleotides long. Its product is annotated as class I histocompatibility antigen, F10 alpha chain-like. Lineage: Eukaryota; Metazoa; Chordata; Actinopteri; Holocentriformes; Holocentridae. The transcript has 5 exons. The record is from RefSeq and is a predicted model, not a curated record. Gene Ontology annotation, biological process: immune response. Gene Ontology annotation, cellular component: external side of plasma membrane. Bases 73 to 993 code for a protein of 306 amino acids.
CAGAGGGUCGGAAAGUCUCAUCAACCGGGCGAUGUAUUCAUUCUUUGGACUUUAUUUCUUCAUCCAAUCUAGAUGAAGGAGUUUAUUUUGUUGCUCCUCUUCUGUCAUGUUGCAUCUCCAGCGCUUCACGCCCUGAGGUAUUUCUACACGGCUUCAUCUGGAGUCCCAAACUUCCCAGAGUUUGUUGUUGUUGGUUUGGUUGAUGAUGUUCAGAUUGUUCACUAUGACAGCAACACACAAAGACUGGUGCCCAAACAGGACUGGAUGAAGGAGGUCAUAGCUGAUGAUCCUCAUUACUGGGAGAUGAGCUCUCAGAACGCUCAGGCCUCCCAGCAGAACUUCAAAGCCAGCAUUGGCAACUUGAAGAAACGCUUCAAUCAAACUGGAGGUGUUCACACCUACCAGAGGAUGUACAGCUGUGAAUGGCAUGAUGACACUGGAGAAGUGAAUGGUUUUGAUCGGCAUGGUUAUGAUGGAGAAGAUUUUAUAGUUUUUGACCUGAAGACUCUGACAUGGAUCGCUCCAAAACCACAGGCUGUCAUCACCAAACACAACUGGGACAGAGAUACAGUUCGAAAUGAGCGCUGGAAGAACUACCUCACCCAGGAGUGUAUUGAUUGGCUGAAGAAGUAUUUGGACUAUGGGAGGAGCACUCUGCUGAGAACAGAGCUUCCCUCGGUGUCUCUCCUCCAGAAGACUCCCUCCUCUCCAGUGACCUGCCACGCUUCAGGUUUCUACCCCAACAACACCAUGUUGUUCUGGAGGAGAGACGGAGAGGAGGUUCAUGAGGACGUGGAUCACGGAGAGAUCCUCCACAACCACGAUGGAACCUUCCAGAAGAGCGUUGACCUGGACGUUUCAUCAGUCAAAGCUGAAGACUGGGGGAGGUACAGCUGUGUGUUUCUGCUCUCUGGUGUCAAGGGGGACAUCGUCACCAAACUGGACCCAAAAGUGAUCAAGACCAACUGGGCUCCGACCAACUCGCCAAACUGAAAUUCAGAAACUGAAUCCGGAAGCCUGAUCGCCAAACGGACCACCGUGCACACAGUGAGUCGUUUACUGGUCCAAGAAAGAAAUACUGAUGAGGUUAAGUGUCUGCAACUUUAUUAUUUUUUUAUUAUUUUCCAGUUAUGUAAAUAUAUGUGUAGCAUUUUUCCAGUUUUACUGAUUGUAUUCUUUUUCUUAUAUCCCAAAACAAAACAAAUCAUUUUUUUGUUUGUUUUUUCCUUCUUUCAUAUUUGUUUUGAUCUAUUAUUUUGACUUUUCAGCAUAUAAGUUGCUGGAGUUGUCAGGUUGUUGACAGUAUUUCCUCUGUAUUCAUUUAGCAGCGGUAUAGCCACCACAGUGAGGAAAUCACCGUUGCAAGACAAAUGAUAAAUUUAAAUAGUUUGUAAUUCACUUUGACUAAUGUCUUACCAUAAAAAGUGUAUUCCAGAUGGUUUAGAAGUAUUGAUUGUGUUGUGAUUAAAAUAAACAUUUUUAGCCCUAGAACCUCAACCUGCAU